Lodderomyces beijingensis is the source of this 1440-nucleotide messenger RNA. The record is from the annotation of a GenBank genome assembly. NCBI's taxonomy places the organism in Eukaryota, Fungi, Ascomycota, Pichiomycetes, Serinales, Debaryomycetaceae.
AUGGUUGACCGAAAGAGAACUAUAGCUGUGAGGUCUGAGGACGAAGACGAAGACGAUGUUCCGUUAAACAAAAAGACCAAGGUGGAGACGGAAGACAAAGUGAGAAUCAAGAACGAAAACAACGACAACAAAGUGAAAAUCAAGACUGAAGACGACGAUGAUGUCGACGACGCAGAGCAAAAUGGAAACGUUGUCAAAGAGGAGAACGGAAGCGAGAAUGAGCAUGAAGACGGCGACGGUGAUGCCGAGGGUGAUGCCGAGGAUGACGGGGAUGCAGAUGGCGACGGAGAGGGCGACGAGGACGAGGACGAUGAAGUGGAAGAGGAGAAAAAGAGAAUUACAAACAUCAACUUUGACGGAGAGAUAUACACAUUCAAGGAGAGACCAUCUGUGGUGGAAGAGAACGAAGGCAAGAUUGAAUUCAGAGUGGUCAACAAUGACAACACCAAGGAUAGCAUGAUUGUGCUAACAGGGCUCAAGAACAUUUUCCAAAAACAGUUGCCCAAAAUGCCACGCGAGUACAUUUCUAGAUUGGUCUACGAUCGAUCGCACCUCUCGAUGGCGGUCAUCCGUAAACCACUAACAGUAGUGGGAGGCAUCACCUACCGACCGUUCAACGAGCGAGAGUUUGCCGAGAUUGUGUUUUGCGCCAUUUCUUCAACGGAGCAAGUGCGAGGUUACGGUGCUCACUUGAUGAAUCACUUGAAGGACUACGUGCGGGCCACAUCGCCCAUCAAGUAUUUUCUAACCUACGCCGACAACUAUGCAAUUGGAUAUUUCAAAAAGCAAGGGUUCACCAAGGAAGUGUCCUUGGACAAAUCGGUGUGGAUGGGGUACAUCAAAGACUAUGAAGGAGGCACGCUAAUGCAAUGCUCGAUGCUUCCUUGGAUUCUUCGCUACCUCGACCUGGGCAAGAUCUUGCUCUUGCAAAAGGCUGCAAUUGAGCGCAAGAUCAGGCUGCGAUCGAAAUCAAACGUGGUUCGACCAGGAUUACAGAUAUUCAAGAAUAACAAGAAUGCGGUGUUGGACUUUAAGGAUAUCCCCGGUUUGGCAGAAGCCGGUUGGCUGGAAGAGAUGGAUAAACUCGCGCAGAAACCAAAGCGUGGCCCUCACUACAACUUUAUGGUCACCUUGUUCUCGGAUAUGCAAAACCACCCCUCGGCUUGGCCGUUUGCUGUCCCAGUCAACAAGGACGAAGUUCCAGACUACUACGAGGUGAUCAAAGAGCCCAUGGACUUGUCGACGAUGGAGCUGAAACUCGAGAAUGACAAGUACGAGUCGUUUGAGCAAUUUCUUUACGAUGCCAGGCUCAUUUUCAAAAAUUGUCGCUCCUACAACGGCGAAACAACGACAUAUUUCAAAAAUGCAAACAAGUUGGAAAAAUUCAUGAAUAACAAGAUCAAGGAGAGUGCUGAGUACUCUCAUUAUCUAGACUCAUAA